AGGACCAGACAGACGUCCGUUUGCAGUUUAGUCGCCGGUCAUUCGGCUGAAAACACGGAACCAUUGAAGCUGAUUUCUAACGGACUGAACAGGACAUUUGAACUAGUUAGUUUUUUUUAAGCAACGUUAAAACUCCAUUUAAAGGCUGUACCGACACUUCUAUGGUACGCCGAUAGAUAGAUAGAUAGAUAGAUAGAUAGAUAGAUAGAUAGAUUUCGGAGGAAGAAGAAGAAGAGGAGGAGAAACCGGAGAGAGGAGGAGGAGAGAACCCGAAACAGGAGGAGGACGGACGGAGCGGAGGGGAAGGAGAAGAGGAGGCUGGAGAGAGAAAAAGAGAAAAAGGGAGGAUUUUUUGGGGGGAGUUUGGUGUGGUGUCUCCUCUCCUCUCCUCCUUCUUCCCGAUCGCUUUCUCUUCUCCAGCCCCUUCCCUUCCUUCCCUGCCUUCCUUCCUUCUUCCUCGUCUGGAGUAUUCAUGUCUGGUUUUAGGAGCCUUUAAAUGUUGAACUUGAUGGGUGUUUUAAACGCCACCGCCGCCAAUGUCUCCUGUACUUGUAACUGCAAGCGCUACACCUCCCUGCAGAGCAUGGAAAUCACCCAGCUGGAGUUCGUCCAGAUCCUGGUGAUCGUGGUGGUGAUGAUGGUGAUGGUGGUGGUCAUCACCUGCCUGCUCAACCACUACCGCCUGUCAGCACGCUCCCUCCUCUCCAGACACGCCCCCGCCCGCAGGAGACACCUGCCAUUGGCCAACGAGGGAAGCCUGUGGUCCUCAGAGGGAACGGGGACCAACAGUGGUCUCAAUGAGCACCAGGUGUAUAACCCCCGCCCCCCGGACCGCGGCGCGGCCUCGUCCUACCUGCAGCGGGAGCCCCAGCUGGCCCAGUCCCAGCCUGCUCUGCAGUCCCAGCGCUUCCAGCACACGUACGCCCCGAGCCGCUUCCAGCCCACCUACCCCUACCUGCCCCAGAGCCUCAUCGACCUGCCCCCCACCAUCUGCCUGUCGGACGGCGAGGAGCCCCCGCCCUACCAGGGACCCUGCACCCUGCAGCUCCGAGACCCGGAGCAACAGAUGGAGCUGAACCGCGAGUCGGUCCGAGCGCCUCCCAACAGAACUGUGUUCGACUCCCACCCCCUCAACCCCUCCAGCUCCUGCCUGCAGGCCAGUCUGCAGGCUCCGCCCCCGAGUGUCCAUUCAGGCGUCAGCGUGCUAGAAGCCCAGGAGGCCUUGUCCCGGCACCAGAAGCAGGGCUCUAGUAGAGUAGAAGGAGCUCCGCCCACCUACAGCGAGGUGAUCGGACACUACUACCACCCGACCACGCUGAGCCCCGGACACAGCCAUCGGACUGUACCGUCGUCACAAGCGCCGCCGUCCUCGUUCAUACACGGCCUGCUCCGACCUCCGCCUCAGCAGCAAGGCAGCGUGGACAACAGGAACGCAAGGAAUACCAAGGAGAAAUCCCAGAAGCCCCAGCAGGUGUGACAGUACUGCUUCCUGACUCCUAGCCUGCGAUGUGGUGGGGGGGGAGGGGGAGGAAGGAGGAGAAACCAGGAUUUUGUCUGCUCGCCACUUUGGAAGUGGUCAGCAGCCAAUGAGGAACAACCUGGUGAACGGUAAAAAACAUCCACUGAAUGGUUCUAAGGGCUGGUUCACGUUAGUUGUAGUUGUUCCCCCACCUGUCGGAGCGGGCUAGGACCUCCUUGUUAGGUAAGAACACCUGGAAACCACAUCACUCCUGCAGGAGCACAGUUGCAGGAGAAAAUCUGGUACUUCCUGUUCACACAGCUUCUUAUUUCCUGUCUGAGGAGCACUUCAGAUGAACCGAUGAUGAUGAUGAUGAUGUCAGAGAAGAAGGGCAGAAGGUGCAAAGGGAAAGAUGGAAACAAACCUUCUUCCCUGGAAUACUCCACCUUCUCCCUCCUCCAUUAGACUGAUCUAACUAGCCUCCAUUCAUUAUAAAUAUUUACUUGUUCUGUUCGUUUCUAUAGAACUUUUUGUUUGUUUGUUCGUCUGUUUUGCGCUUACAAAAAAAUCUUUCUAUCCAGGCAAAUGGCGAAAUGUUGCAAUCUUCUUGGUUCUUCCAGGUUUUGUUUUGUUUUCUGGUGAUAAUCCCCCUCGCUGCUUUGACUCCAUUUUUAGUUCUGUUUUUAAACGUUGGCAGUGACUCCUGCACCAGGCUUUAGCUGCAUCACUGGGACACGUUAGCACAUUGAGAUAUUUCCAGACAGAGUUUAGCUUAGUUAGCGUUAUCUUAAACUAGCCUACCAGUCGUAGCACAGUGCUAAAAGUCCUCAAGCUAAACUUUCUGCCUUAUAACGACCAACCGAUGCAGGAGUCGUCGCUAAAAAAUCCUUUUUUUUAAUUUUAUUUUAUGUUUUCUAAAGAAGGUUUGCACAAAGUUCAAGACUGUUCACCACAGCAAAAGAAAGAAAUCCGCAAUAUGAUUGAUGCGAGAAAACAGAGAAAGAAGGGGUAUUUUUCUAAACUUGAUAGAUUCUUAUGAGUAAAGAUGUUUGUUUUUUUUGUUUUUUGUUUUAUAUGUUGUCUAGUUUUAGAGAAAAAAAAGAAACAUCAUUAAUCCGUUGGGGUGCCAACUUUCACGUUGAACAUUUUGCUACAUACAUGUCGGCAUGUAUUACAUUUUGAGUAUAUAUACACACAUGUAUGCAAACCGAGAGCGAACUUAAAAGCACGAAUUUAGAGUUAUUUAUAUAAUUGCUGAAAAGAAUUGCACUAUUUUUUAGUAUGCGCAGAUGGAACGUUUGGGAGAGACUUUUAUUGUGAAGGAGCUCUGUCUAUUGAGGUGUUAAAAAAAACAGACCGGGAGACCUGAAACCACGAGGACUUACCAGAGGGCCGGUCCAGCUCCGUGCACAGCAGCCGCUAUCACGCCAACAUAUCAUUCGGGAGAUUCUGACUGUGGCUCAACAGACUCGGAUAUAACGUUACUGUACCAUUGAUAUAUAAAAAAAACAAAAUAAAUCCCUCAUUUAUGCAAAUGUCCGAGUCCUGCGAGCCACAACCACAAGUCAGCAUUCAACCUGUGGGCCCAAUCAGAAACACUGCUUGUAGCUCUCUCUCUCUUGAUCCCCAUUGGCCGAAUCGUUAGCCAAUCCCAAAGCUGGCUGUCACUACCUCGACCAAACAAGCCGAGCACAGUUUGCUGACGUUAAUCAGACGUCGACGCAUCCAACGAUUGUCUGAACUAAUCACGACAAUGUGUAUUGUAACAGUAGAGUAGAGUGAAGUAGGACGUAGUAGCUUUUAAUCCUGCUGUGUGUUAUUUUAUUUAAGAUUUUUUUUGUUCCUCGAGUGAAAAAGAGAGAGACACAACGCAGAGCCAGAGACACCCAACGUCCCCUUCGUAGUGCACUACUGAGGAAGGAAGCCAUGUCGCCCUACAGGCCCCUAAACUAGUGAUAUGCUGACCGUGCACGGCUGUGACUGCACACAUUAGACCGACAUCACUUCCUGUUAAAGUUGCAUAUCUCCUGCCUUCUCAACACACACACAAAUACACAAAAACACACACAGUGCCCUCUGGUGAGUCUCUCUUCUGCAGGCAUCUCUGAGCACUUUACUGCACCAGGAACGAGACAACAAUCUUCUGUCAGCCAGCAGCAGACGAUAAAAUGUAACCGUAGAGCCCUUUUUUUAUAUUCUAGGUUAGAUUCCAUGACCUUUUUUAAUGCCAGGCUUUUAAAAAGAUGCAAAGAGUUGUUCUCCAAAAACUGUAGCCGUCUUUCAACUGGAAACAAUCUGUCUGGGCUGCUUUUUCAAUGCCAUCACCCAGCCCCAGACAUCUUUUCUUCUUCUUCUUCUUUUUCUUCUUCUUCUUCUUCUUCUUUUUCUUCCCGCUGUGGAGGUUACAGAUUUGGAGCAGAACUCUUUGUGUGUUUGAACGCAGCACGGGACGAGUUGUCUCAAACUAGACACACCGAAGUGUUGAAAAGUGACACGAGUGUUAAUAGCAACUCGUCUUGUGUCGUCUCUUUAAAGGUUAAAGGUUAAAUUAGAACAUGCAGAUUUUAUCUUUUUGUAGCUUUUUUGUGUGAAAAGUGUUCAGUGGAACUCUUUUAGUUGAAUUUAUAUUGAUGUGAAGAUACUUUAGUGUCCAGUCUUUAUGCAACAGCGCCCUCCACAGGGACCGAACCCAACCGCAGUUUAACAAAAGGCCAAAAAAAGACAUUUUAUAAUGUGAUACGGUGAAUUCUCAAAUCCUCUUUGUUUCAGUACAGUCGAGUCAAAAAUCUGAGGAUCUGUUUGACUGAAAGAUAAGUCUUAUCACGUUAUAUUUUUAUUAAAAACACUUGCUGUUGGUUUGAAUUAUUAUAAUUAGUAUUUCCAGAAUCCUUAAAGAGUUUUCUAGCCACCCAUGGAAAAUAAAAUAUUUAGUCUGCUGUAUAAUAAAACAAUUUUUAACUUGUUUCCUAAAUUGCAACUCCUGUUUCUUAAUCCAAACGGAGUUGGUAACCACAAAUUAUGUUAAAAAUAUUUCUUAUUGUGCAGCAGAUGGACUAUUUUUUUAAUGUAGAUCUAUUUCAAUGUACAGUCAUGGAAAAAUUAUAAGACUGCCCUUGAUUUCUUCAAUUUCUUGUUGAUUUUAAUGCCUGGUGCAACUAAAGGUACAUUUGUUUGGACGAAUGUUGAAGGUGUUCCUCAGGGCUCAGUGUUAGGUCCUCUCUCAGCUGAUAUCUAGCCAUUUUCCAUGGUUUUCUUGAUAAUAACCAAAAUCAUUAUCAAGAAAACCAUGGAAAAUUGUAAAUGCUAAACUACCUUUAGUUGUACCAGGCAAUAAAAUGAACAAUAAAUUGAAGAAAUCAAGUGUAGUCUUAUAUUUUUUUUCCAUGUCUGCAUAUUAAGGAAUCUUUGAGAAUUCUGGAAAUAAAGUCUUGAAAACAGAAGUUGUUUUUUUAAGAAUAUAGUCAGUCAUUUACCUUUCAGUAAAACAGAUACUUAGCUCCAUGACUGACUCAUUUUCUAACAGUAUACAGUGUAAAUUGGAGUUUUGCCCUUUAAAAACAGACAUUAAACAAAAGGCUGUUUUUAGAUGAAUAUUUAGUUUCCAGUUAAACAUCUGCGGUACAAAAAAAAGACAAAUAAUCAAGUCAUUUCUUUGCGAUUCACCUCUCUCUGCCUUGUUUACAGUCUCUCUUUCUCCUUUGGUUCCAGUGCUGAUUGUAAUUAAAGACGA
Molecule: messenger RNA, 5189 nt
Organism: Centropristis striata (black sea bass)
Lineage: Eukaryota; Metazoa; Chordata; Actinopteri; Perciformes; Serranidae
Gene: pmepa1
Product: prostate transmembrane protein, androgen induced 1
Exons: 5
Coding region: 497-1477 (326 amino acids)
Biological process (GO): negative regulation of transforming growth factor beta receptor signaling pathway
Cellular component (GO): Golgi membrane; early endosome membrane
Molecular function (GO): R-SMAD binding
Source: RefSeq, a predicted model, not a curated record